AUGUCCCGUGUGUACUGCGCCCUCGCCGACCUGCCCGUAUGUCCCGUGUGUACUGCGCCCUCGCCGACCUGCCCGCCCUCCUGCGCCGCUGACUGUACCCGCCCGGGGCCACACCUACACACCGCGGCCGGACAGGUAUGUCCCGUGUGUACUGCGCCCUCGCCGACCUGCCCGCCCUCCUGCGCCGCUGACUGUACCCGCCCGGGGCCACACCUACACACCGCGGCCGGACAGGUAUGUCCCGUGUGUACUGCGCCCUCGCCGACCUGCCCGCCCUCCUGCGCCGCUGACUGUACCCGCCCGGGGCCACACCUACACACCGCGGCCGAACAGGUAUGUCCCGUGUGUACUGCUCCCUCGCCGACCUGCCCGCCCUCCUGCGCCGCUGACUGUACCCGCCCGGGGCCACACCUACACACCGCGGCCGAACAGGUAUGUCCCGUGUGUACUGCUCCCUCGCCGACCUGCCCGCCCUCCUGCGCCGCUGACUGUACCCGCCCGGGGCCACACCUACACACCGCGGCCGGACAGGUAUGUCCCGUGUGUACUGCUCCCUCGCCGACCUGCCCGCCCUCCUGCGCCGCUGACUGUACCCGCCCGGGGCCACACCUACACACCGCGGCCGAACAGGUAUGUCCCGUGUGUACUGCUCCCUCGCCGACCUGCCCGCCCUCCUGCGCCGCUGACUGUACCCGCCCGGGGCCACACCUACACACCGCGGCCGGACAGGUAUGUCCCGUGUGUACUGCGCCCUCGCCGACCUGCCCGCCCUCCUGCGCCGCUGACUGUACCCGCCCGGGGCCACACCUACACACCGCGGCCGGACAGGUAUGUCCCGUGUGUACUGCGCCCUCGCCGACCUGCCCGCCCUCCUGCGCCGCUGACUGUACCCGCCCGGGGCCACACCUGCACGCCGCGGCCGGACAGGUAUGUCCCGUGUGUACUGCGCCCUCGCCGACCUGCCCGCCCUCCUGCGCCGCUGACUGUACCCGCCCGGGGCCACACCUACACACCGCGGCCGGACAGGUAUGUCCCGUGUGUACUGCGCCCUCGCCGACCUGCCCGCCCUCCUGCGCCGCUGACUGUACCCGCCCGGGGCCACACCUACACACCGCGGCCGGACAGGUAUGUCCCGUGUGUACUGCGCCCUCGCCGACCUGCCCGCCCUCCUGCGCCGCUGACUGUACCCGCCCGGGGCCACACCUGCACGCCGCGGCCGGACAGGUAUGUCCCGUGUGUACUGCGCCCUCGCCGACCUGCCCGCCCUCCUGCGCCGCUGACUGUACCCGCCCGGGGCCACACCUGCACGCCGCGGCCGGACAGGUAUGUCCCGUGUGUACUGCGCCCUCGCCGACCUGCCCGCCCUCCUGCGCCGCUGACUGUACCCGCCCGGGGCCACACCUACACACCGCGGCCGGACAGGUAUGUCCCGUGUGUACUGCGCCCUCGCCGACCUGCCCGCCCUCCUGCGCCGCUGACUGUACCCGCCCGGGGCCACACCUACACACCGCGGCCGGACAGGUAUGUCCCGUGUGUACUGCGCCCUCGCCGACCUGCCCGCCCUCCUGCGCCGCUGACUGUACCCGCCCGGGGCCACACCUACACACCGCGGCCGGACAGGUAUGUCCCGUGUGUACUGCGCCCUCGCCGACCUGCCCGCCCUCCUGCGCCGCUGACUGUACCCGCCCGGGGCCACACCUACACACCGCGGCCGGACAGGUAUGUCCCGUGUGUACUGCGCCCUCGCCGACCUGCCCGCCCUCCUGCGCCGCUGACUGUACCCGCCCGGGGCCACACCUACACACCGCGGCCGGACAGGUAUGUCCCGUGUGUACUGCGCCCUCGCCGACCUGCCCGCCCUCCUGCGCCGCUGACUGUACCCGCCCGGGGCCACACCUACACACCGCGGCCGGACAGGUAUGUCCCGUGUGUACUGCGCCCUCGCCGACCUGCCCGCCCUCCUGCGCCGCUGACUGUACCCGCCCGGGGCCACACCUACACACCGCGGCCGGACAGGUAUGUCCCGUGUGUACUGCGCCCUCGCUGACCUGCCCGCCCUCCUGCGCCGCUGACUGUACCCGCCCGGGGCCACACCUACACACCGCGGCCGGACAGGUAUGUCCCGUGUGUACUGCGCCCUCGCCGACCUGCCCGCCCUCCUGCGCCGCUGACUGUACCCGCCCGGGGCCACACCUGCACGCCGCGGCCGGACAGGAGCCGGGCGCCGCCCCCGCGCCCCCCGCGCCCCUCGCGCCCCCCGCGCCCCCCCUCCCCGGUAGCGGCCAUCAGGGCCGUGAGGAACGAUCCAGUGUUUAA
Molecule: messenger RNA, 2316 nt
Organism: Cydia strobilella
Lineage: Eukaryota; Metazoa; Arthropoda; Insecta; Lepidoptera; Tortricidae
Product: mucin-1-like
Exons: 3
Coding region: 1-2316 (771 amino acids)
Source: RefSeq, a predicted model, not a curated record